CACUAUUCUUGUUUUCUUGAGAGAGAGAGAGAGAGAGAGAGAGAGAGAGAGCAAUCAUCAAUGGAGCGAGGCAAUUACGGCAGAGGAGGCGGUGGGCGUGGGCGAGGCGGCGGAGUUAGAGGAGGGAGAAAUGGUGGUGGUGGUCGAGGAGGCGAUCAGAAUCAACAACAGCAAUAUCAUCAUCAUCAGCCGCAGUACCAAGGUGGGGCCCGAGGAGGAGGAGGAGGAAGGGGUAGUAGGGGUCCUCCUCCAAGUUACUUCGAUUCUGCUUCUGCUUUUCCUGUCCAACAACCACCUGCUCAGGCGUGGGGUUUACGGCCUUGUGGUAAUCAGGGUCCGUCGCCUGCUCAGGUGUGGAGUCCACGCCCUGGUGGUAAUCAGCCACCGUCCGGUCAAGAUUUGGGACGCGGGAGGCCGGAAUCCGUUGGAGGAAGAGGGCCUUGGGGUGGAAGGGGGUGGGGCCCUGCUCCUGCUCCGGUGCCUUCUUCUACUACCACUCCUCCAACUCCUCUGAGAUCCACUCAACCUCCUCCUCCUGAUCUUUCAGUUGUGAAAGAUAUGCAGUCAUUGAGGUUAUUGGAACAGUUGGCUGCACAAUCUGUUUCAAGAACUAAGGAGAGCAAUCUGCUUCCUGUGAAGCGACCUGACAGGGGCGGCACACUUGCCAUCCAGCGCCCCAAACUUCUUGUCAACCAUUUCCCAGUGCAAUUCAAUGCAAAGACGGUGAUUACACAUUAUGAUGUAGAUAUCAAAUUCGAGGAUCCUCCAAAGAAGGGCCGUUCUUCCAAAAUCCACAAAUCCCAUCUUCGUAUGAUCAAGGAUAAACUGUUCUCUGAUGACCCUUCUCAAUUUCCUCUGUUGAGCACUGCCUAUGAUGGUGAGAAGAACAUAUUCAGUGCAGUGGAACUUCCCACUGGUACAUUCAAAGUGGAGUUUGCGAUGGCGGAAGAUAUGAAUAGUUGUUCUUACUCUGUUACUAUAAAGGAGGUAAAUAAGCUGCACUUUGGCAAGCUGAAGGAUUACUUAAGUGGGGAUGUCCUAUCCAUUCCUCGUGAUAUACUACAGGGUAUGGAUUUGGUAAUGAAGGAGAAUCCCUCUAGGUGUAGAAUUCCUGUUGGUCGUAGCUUUUAUCCCAAAACAUUCAAUAGAAGAGACGACCUCAAUGGUGGAAUUACAGCAUCUAAAGGAUUCCAACAAAGUCUAAAACCCACAUCGCAGGGUCUUGCAAUGUGUUUGGAUUACUCAGUUUUGGCAUUUCACAAGCGCUUGCCUGUUUUAGAUUUCCUCAAGGAAUAUGGGGAAUUCAAAGAGGUAAAUGAUGUGAACAAGUACAAAGAGCAGGUCACGGAAACACUGAAAGGGUUGAAAGUUACAGUAACUCAUCGUGUUACCAAACAGAAAUACACGGUUGCGGGGUUGACUGCUCCAACACGAGAUUUGUCAUUUGAAGUUGAGGAUCCAGAGGGCAAGGCUCCGCCAAAGAAAAUGAAACUUGUUGACUAUUUCAAGGAGAAGUAUGGCAAGGAAAUCAUGCACAAAGGUAUCCCGUGCUUAGAUUUGGGAAAAAAUAACAGGCCAAAUUAUGUACCGAUGGAAUUCUGUGUCUUGGCAGAGGGGCAGAGGUACAACAAAGAGCAGCUUAGUAGAAAUGGAUCCAUUUUGUUAAAGAACAUGUCACUGGUUCCACCAAAGGACAGAAUGAGCACGAUCUAUGAAAUGGUGCGGGCUAAUGAUGGGCCAUGUGGUGGGGAUGUUGCUGAAAAUUUUGGCAUCCAAGUCAUCAAGGACAUGACAAAAGUGGAAGGGCGCGUCAUUGGGCCACCGCUAUUGAAGCUUGGCAACAUGGAGGAAGUAAGACUUAACAACGAAAAACGCCAAUGGAACCUUGUUAAGAGCUCAGUAGCAGAAGGCAAACCACUUGAGCGAUGGGCUUUAAUAGAUUUCAGUUUUAGGGAUCGCUUCCAACUGGAUAGUUUGAAUUUUGUUGAGAAACUCAGAAACCGUUGUGGAAAGCUAGGGGUCCGUAUGGAGCAACCCCUGGUUUGUCACUCAACUGACAUGAGACCAUUCUCUAACAUCAAUGAACUACGGAGACUUCUUCUGAGUGUUAUUGCAAAGGCUGAAAGGGUAAACCGGGGUCGAUUGCAAAUGAUUGUCUGUGUGAUGACUAGGGUUGACCCUGGGUACAAGUACCUCAAAUGGCUCUCUGAGACAGAGAUUGGGAUAGUGACCCAAUGUUGUCUGUUGAAGCAUGCAAAUGAAGGAAAAGAUCAAUAUCUCGCCAACCUCUCCUUAAAAAUAAAUGCCAAGCUUGGAGGAAGCAAUGCUGAGCUCAGUAAGCCGCUUCCCCGUUUUGAAGGUGAGGCCCACGUUAUGUUUGUUGGGGCCGAUGUCAAUCACCCUGCUGCGCGAAACACAACAUGUCCAUCUAUAGCGGCAGUUGUUGCCACUGUUAAUUGGCCUGCUGCAAAUCGCUAUGCCGCUAGGGUUUGCCCCCAGUACCACCGGAAGGAAAAGAUUUUGAACUUCGGAACCAUGGUUUUGGAACUUAUCCAAACUUAUGAGCUGAUUAACAAAGUAAAGCCUCAGAGAAUUGUGGUCUUUCGCGACGGUGUCAGUGAGGGUCAAUUCGAAAUGGUUCUCAAUGAGGAGCUGUUUGAUAUGAAAAAGGCCAUUUAUGCAGAAGAUUAUCGCCCCACGAUCACUCUUGUUGUGGCUCAGAAGCGACACCAGACCCGUUUGUUUCCUGAGACCAAGGACGAUGGAGGUUCCAAUGGGAAUGUGCAACCGGGGACAGUUGUGGACAUUGUGAUCACUCAUCCCUUUGAGUUUGAUUUUUACCUCUGUAGCCAUUACGGGAGCUUAGGAACUAGUAAGCCUACACACUACUAUGUCCUUUGGGAUGAGCACAGAUUUACUUCUGACCAGUUGCAGAGGCUGAUUUAUGAACUGUGCUUCACAUUUGCUCGAUGCACCAAACCGGUUUCUUUGGUCCCACCGGUGUACUAUGCCGAUCUUGUUGCUUAUAGAGGACGCAUGUUCCAAGAGGUGUCGAUGGAGUUAUCUCCUGAUUCAGCAGCUUCUCCAUCUUCUUCAGCGUUGACAUCCUUGUCCUCUAUUUCGUCGUUUGAUGAUAGUAGGUUUUAUAAGUUGCAUCCUGAACUUGAGAACAUUAUGUUUUUUGUCUGAAGGCUCAAAAUGGUCAUCAAAUCAUCUUCUUUGGCUAUUUAGAGAAUAGAGAAGGGAGAUUCUGCUUGUUACUUUUUGGCCCAGCAACCGAGGAUCACAUCUCCUUUUCUUCACGGUAAAGGAGUUUGUGCGUGAAUCUAAUGGGUUAGAUUUCCAUCUGUUUCUUCAAUACAAUGUGUGUUCUAGGGUUAUGGUGUGUUUUUCUUUUGGAUUAGAGAUCAAGGGUUAUGGUGUUUUGGGUUUCAUGUUUUGUCAACUGAGUUGAUCCUACUAUGGGGUUAACAUAUCUACCUAAAUAAGAAGAAAACCUGGAUUCUGUAA
This is a messenger RNA of Rhododendron vialii, 3510 nucleotides long. RefSeq names its product protein argonaute 2-like. The transcript is spliced from 3 exons. Gene Ontology annotation, biological process: regulatory ncRNA-mediated post-transcriptional gene silencing. Gene Ontology annotation, cellular component: cytoplasm. Gene Ontology annotation, molecular function: RNA binding; protein binding. Lineage: Eukaryota; Viridiplantae; Streptophyta; Magnoliopsida; Ericales; Ericaceae. The record is from RefSeq and is a predicted model, not a curated record. Bases 61 to 3189 code for a protein of 1042 amino acids.